Messenger RNA from Girardinichthys multiradiatus, 1938 nucleotides. RefSeq names its product programmed cell death 7 (gene pdcd7). Bases 131 to 1672 code for a protein of 513 amino acids. Lineage: Eukaryota; Metazoa; Chordata; Actinopteri; Cyprinodontiformes; Goodeidae. The transcript is spliced from 6 exons. The record is from RefSeq and is a predicted model, not a curated record.
AACCCCGCCGCUAGCUGCUAACUCCGGGUCACAGAUUCACCGCUUCAGACCGCCACUUCAGGCCACUGCUGCCGUCCUGCUGGGGGUGGUGGUGAGUCACGGUGCCCGGGGUUGUUCAUCCUUGUCGUGCAUGGAGGGUUCAUAUCAGCGCGGUCAGGCAGAUGAUCCCCAGCAUCAUGUCUUCGGUGGAGGGAUACAACACCCCGCCAUAGAACAGCCGAACCGCACCGCUCCACCAUGGAUACCUCCAACGGCUAACUUCCCCGUACCUCUUCCUGGAGGAGCAUCUUUCGGGCGAUCUCCGUAUCCCCUUUCAUAUGGAUUUGACCCCUCUGUCCCCCCGCCUCCUUUUAGUUGCCCUCCACCGGGACACUUCCCAGGAAUGGUGCCUCCCGCCACUGGAAACGUGUUCCGUUGCCCCGGAGUCCUGGCGUUUGAGGGCCCUCCACACCAGCUCGGGGCCGCCCCUCCCCGGGCAGACUGCGGGCUUAGACAGCGAGAGGACUACCGUGAUGGGGGGCUAUCCAAAGGGGGCUCGGCAUGUACUCCACAGCCUCAUCCUCCGGAUUGGGACAGCAGUUGGGAGACUGUAACCCAACAAGAGGAUGAGGAGGUGCUGCAGAGGAGGCAGGACAGACAGUGGCUGACGUUGUUCCUACAGAGCGGAGGUAGAACAGCCAGCAGCCCACAGCAGCAGCGGCCAAACCUCGCCUCCAUCCCCGCCUUUAGAGCGACGUUGUACGGUGCAGCUCGGCUGGUUUCACGGCUGCAGGAGCUCUGUCACACUCUCCAGCACAAGCUACACAAUGACAGCGGCUGGUCUGAGUCCUAUCGGAUGGCUUCACACGUAAAGAGAGAACUGGAGGCCGAAGUUAACCAACUCACUGACUACCAGAGUUUAGAUAAGUUGAAAGUUAAAGUGGCCCGUAUUUCAAAGAGAAGAGCCCGGCACCUGUGGGCCAAGAAGGAACUGCAGAUGGAGAAGAAACUGGCAGAAGAACUCAGCUCUGAGAAGGAGGCCUCCAUAGAUAAAUGGAGGAUGAGACGGAUACAGCAAGUAGAAGAAAAGAAGAAGGAGCAGGAGUUGAAGUUGUCUGCAGACAGUGUCCUGUGUGAGGUGAGGAAAAAACAAGGAGAUGUGAAGAGGAUGCAGGAGAUCAUGAGAUCGCUGGAGAAACUACGCAGGCUAAGGAAAGAGGCAGCAUUAAGGAAAGGUAUUGCCACUGAGUUGCAGUGUGAAGAGGCGUUCAGCAGCCAGCUGGAGCAGCUGAGAAGCGUGAUAAAGAUAAGAACAGAGCUUUACUCAGCAGAGGAGAAGGCUCUGAAGGUGAUGCUGGAAGGAGAGCAGCAGGAGGAGAGGAGGAGGGAGCAGGAGAGACGAGUCAAGAAAGAGAGAGAGCGGCAGCUAGAGAGGAAACGCAGGGUGGACUCCAUGCUGUUUGGAGAUGAGCUUCCAGCUGAAUGUGUCCUUCAGCCUUUCACCGACUAUUACAGCCAAGCAGAACACUCCUUGCAGGCGCUGAUACAGAUAAGGAGGGAUUGGGAUUCAUUUCUGGUUGCUGCAGAUCACCCUGAUGGUUCUUCUGUUCCUCAGAGCUGGGUCCUGCCAGACUUCCCAUCAGACCAAAACUGGGCCUCUGCCUUGCAGGCUGCUGAUGUUGACGUUCUCUGACCCAUAUCCAAUAGUUGAACAUAUUAUCAGACAAAUAACAUGGAUUCUGCAAAGAUUUUUUAUAGAAAACACGUUCUCUUUAAAGAUGACAUUUUUAUUAUGUGGAUUCUGAUUUAAUGUGUGACAACUGCUGUUAGAUACACAGCUCCACCCAUCCUUGUUAUGGGUUUGUUUUUUUUUCAUUUAAAAUGUGGUUGAAAAAAACUAAUUAUAUUUCUAUUUGCCAUUGUAUGAACUUGAAAAUAAAACAAAAUUAUGUAUUUGUA